GAUUGGAGUGCGCUCCUCGCUCCGUCGUCUCCGUCGUCGGCUGAUCCUGUAAGGUUGAACCAGUUUAUUUUAUUCACUGCAGUGGGCCUUUCUUCAAGUGAGAGCAAUAUAAUUUGCACAGAUUUCCUAAAAUCAAACUUUUAAAUUGUGCUUUUUGUGGUGGAAUCGGAGAUACGUUCGUACGGUGUGUGCCUCUGUGUGAUUGAAUACAACGGUGAUAAUUACUGAACAGCAGGUUCUUAGCGAUUUCCCUUGUACGUGUCGGUACUUCAAGGAUAGUGCUCGGUUCUAAUGUGCCUUCAAGCUCUUGUACUGUGCUGAGUGAGAUGGAAUGCCAAGGAAAUAACUAGGUUCCAUAGGAUGUUUUCCGUCAUUACUUAAUUGGUACAACACAACUUUAACGCCCAAUGGAUUAGCCGUUUUCUCCGUCUUCAUUUGGUAGCUGCACUGCACAUUCGAGACUAUGGAACAGAAGACUAGGAUGGGUUAAAUGAAACCAACUUUGUCACACUUUUUAGUUUGUUUUAGAAGAUUAACGUAAGAUAGCGGUGGUCAAAUCCAUUAAGGAUGCCGACGGUUAUUUCGAAAUUUGCCAAACAAUCCUUCGACAAGCUCGAGGAGCUGGGCUGCUCCCGAGAACUGGUCUCGAAAGGCUUGGUGACCACUGCACUUCUAGCAUACUGUUUGAAAAUUUCCUAUCCUUACGUGAGACAACAGUUCGAUAACAGCCAGAAGGUAGCGGUGGCAACGAGUGAUAACGGUUUGAGUAGAAAUGAAAACAAUAACCUUACUAAAGUACAACCAGAAGAUCCGGAAGAGAAGAUCGAGAAGAUAAUUAUCGAGAAGAAACGACGGCGGAAAAAGUUGCCUGGCCUUAACCUCGAGUUCAUACUGCAGCUGAGAAAGCUUAUUCAGAUCAUGAUCCCGAGUGUACUCUGUGAGGAAACAGGUCUGCUGGCGGUGCAUACUGUGUGCCUCGUAUCGCGGACCUUCCUCAGCAUUUACGUUGCUGCGAUGGAGGGUGCCAUAGUGAAAUAUAUAGUGCGAAAGGAUGUGAAAAAUUUUGUACUGAUGCUGCUGAAAUGGUUCGGAAUAGCGAUACCGGCCACAUUCGUGAACUCCAUGAUCCGGUAUCUGGAGAACAAGUUGGCUGUGGCUUUCAGAACCCGCCUGGUCAAUCACGCCUACAGUUUGUACUUUAAGAAUCAGACGUACUACAAAGUGUCGAACCUGGACGGGCGCAUCGAAAACGCCGAUCACCGCCUAACCGACGACGUUUCGACCUUUUCGAGCUCGGUCGCUCACCUGUACAGCUCCCUGACGAAACCAUGCUUCGAUCUGAUGUUGAUUGGUAUUGCAAUGGCACGCUCGUCACGGAGAAUGAAAGCGAACAUCGUGAUGGGUCCGGCACUGGUAAUGAGUGUGAUAGGCGCGACGGCGCACAUUCUGCGGGUGGUGUCGCCCAAAUUCGGACAGCUCGUAUCGGAAGAGGCUAACCGCAAUGGUUAUCUACGCCACGUGCAUUCGAAAAUUAUCACGAACGCCGAGGAGAUCGCUUUUUACGGCGGACACAAGGUGGAACACGCACAACUUCGGGAUGCGUAUGCUCGUUUAGUAAAUCAGAUGAACACCAUCUUCACCCAGAAGCUUUGGUUCAUCAUGUUAGAACAAUUUUUUAUGAAAUACGUCUGGUCUGGCACCGGAAUGGUGAUGGUUUCAUUACCAAUUUUAACAACCAGUGGUCUUCCAAACGAUACGUCAAAAAGUAGUGCAAUUACCGCAAAUUCAGAGCUCGGUGUUAGUGAGAGAACUCAAUAUUUUACGACUGCUAGGAAUUUACUUUUAAGUGGAGCAGAUGCAAUCGAGCGUCUCAUGUCCUCUUACAAAGAAAUCGUUGCACUCGCAGGUUAUACUAGUCGAGUUGCUGGAAUGUUUGAAGUUUUUGACGAAGUUUCUCGAGGAAUUUAUCAGAAAACAAUAGUUACACCGGACCGGAAUAUCGGUGGGAUUCUGGAAUUCAAGGAUGGCCAACCCAUAGCUAAAGGCAAAAUUAUUUGCAACGAACAUGAGGGUGAAAUGACGAUAUCGCUCGACAGUGUGCCUGUGGUGACACCAAACUGCGACAUAGUGGUCUCUAGUUUAACGUUGACCAUAAUGCCGGGAAUGCAUUUACUGAUCACGGGCCCCAACGGUUGCGGCAAAUCCAGCUUAUUCCGUAUCCUGAGCGGCCUGUGGCCAAUAUACGCCGGAACGUUGCGUUUGCCCAAGCCUGCCAAAGGGAAACCUUGUAUGUUCUAUAUUCCUCAGCGUCCCUACAUGUCCUGCGGUAGCCUGCGGGAUCAGAUUAUCUAUCCGGAUACGCGGAAAGAAAUGUCCAAGAAAAACAUCACGGAAUAUCAGCUAAGAGAGAUAAUGCGAAUGGUCUCGCUAGAGCACAUCAUCGAUCGGGACAGUUUUGACGAAAUUCGUGACUGGAAGGAUACUUUAUCGGGAGGCGAGAAACAACGGAUGGCAAUGGCGAGGCUGUUCUAUCACAAGCCCCAAUAUGCCCUACUGGAUGAAUGCACCAGCGCUGUAUCGAUCGAUGUUGAAAGUUCAAUUUACGAAACUGCAAAAUCCAUGGGAAUCACACUGUUAACCAUAACCCAUAGGCCAACAUUAUGGAAAUUUCACACUCACAUCCUGGAAUUUGACGGCCAAGGCGGGUGGGUGUUCGAGCAGCUUGCCAAGGAUGCUCAGCAGCUGGUUCCUAACUCUAGACAAAAAAGCGUGUUUCAAAACCACAAACCCUUCACGGAGACGACGGAAAUGGUGAGCACGACAGCUUCGGCGUGAUUUGGAUGAUCACAACACGCACUCCCGCGCACCCCGUGCGCUCUGUUACGGUCCAUCACAAAACAUCGAGAUUAUCCAAAACAAUACCCAAUCUGUGACAAUUUUAGCAAAAUUUCCUAGCCUUAUAGAGUACUUUAGUGCAACGCAGGUGACAUAAUAGCUUAAUCUAGGGUACGUGCAGAGUUAUUGCGAUAUUAAAUUUUAACUAUAACAAAAGUAAUUCGUCGUACGUUGGUGGUCGCUGGCAUUCUGCACGCACGUGGCGGGGACAAGAAGUUCGUAGCUUUUAAGGAAUAAUCUAAUUGGAAAAAGGAAAGAUUUGUAGAUUGGAGUGUUUUUAAUAGGGUAGAACCCUUUGCUCCAGUUAUUCCUUUAUACUGUUGACAGAAGAUAGUCUUGCCUGAGUCGAUUAACCCACUUACUGUAAAGCUUUAUAACUGUGUAAGGUUAAUAAAAUUGUUUCCGAAUGCUUAUUAUCAAGAUUUUUUUAUCGGCGAUUAAAAUGCUUCAACUGAAAUAGAUUCUAAACUGAACAUUAGGAAACAUUUUGUUAAAUAUAGCCUGCGAACUCUUUGUCCACACUGCGUAUCGUAUAUUGUGUAUAAAUAUGAGACAGCAAAGGUUGGAUCAGUAGAAUCAAUAUAUACUGAUUAUACUGUUGGAUCGCAAUUUAGAUUGAAUUUGAAUGAUCGGUUCAGUGGUGGAGGACAUGCUUCAUUUAAUAGCGUGAAUACACGAAUUUAAACUUUUAGUCCUGUCAACAGAUAACAACAAUGCAGAAAUACUGCAGAGAAAUGUUUUGCAUAACAUAUUUCAGUUGUUGUUUGAAUGUAAAUGAUUUGUAAAGUUAUUGUAAAGUAGAAUUUUUACAAAAUGAUUUCAAAAUAAA
Sabethes cyaneus is the source of this 3724-nucleotide messenger RNA. It is a transcript of the gene ABCD, whose product is annotated as ATP-binding cassette sub-family D member 1. The transcript is spliced from 7 exons. Gene Ontology annotation, cellular component: peroxisomal membrane. The record is from RefSeq and is a predicted model, not a curated record. Gene Ontology annotation, molecular function: long-chain fatty acid transmembrane transporter activity; ATP hydrolysis activity; ATP binding. Lineage: Eukaryota; Metazoa; Arthropoda; Insecta; Diptera; Culicidae. Bases 568 to 2835 code for a protein of 755 amino acids. Gene Ontology annotation, biological process: very long-chain fatty acid catabolic process; peroxisome organization; long-chain fatty acid import into peroxisome.